AUGUUUCAUAAGGUCUGCUGCAUACUGCGAGUGGCCUUUUGCGAAAAUCAGUGCCGUCCCUUCAGUAUCCUUGCGCAACUCAGAGAGGUGAUCGCUUCUUGGCAGUCAACAAACAUCUGCAUGACCCUGGCUGAGAUGAGAGAAAUGGCCUCCCCGAAAGUCCUCGCCUUCGUCGACCAACUGAAGGUAUUUAAACCCGCGAUGAACUUCCGAAUUGAAGUCUCCGAAGUGUCCUACGUCAGCGGCAGUGGUGAUCGAGAGGCCUCAGAGGGUCUUGGCCUUCCUACCGCCAUCGUUUCUUCUGCCGGUAGUGCCAGGGGAAGUCGGAAAGGAAGUCAACGCCGUUGUCAUGGCAGGAGCGACAGUUCUAUAUCUACGGGCAGUAGUCUCGUCGGCGGCCGAGAUACCGCAACCGCCCUUUCAACAUCUUCCCCCUCCUCAUCCUCUUCUCUGUCUUCCUCCUCUUCUUUGCGCCGUAUUACAUUUUUGGAUCAGACCAUCGAUAUUAGUGGUCUUAUUUGUCAGGCAAAAGAUACCAUCCGCGUAUCGACCAUAGAACUUCAGAUCAUUGAUAGUGUCUUUGAGCUUCGUUUCCUCGCUCUUGCCCAUGAAGACAUUUGCGACGAAUGGUUCAAGUGAGCCAUCGAUUCCAGCUUCUUCAUUGUUAAUUCAGCAAGGAAUCCAGAUAUGGGUGACCCCAUUGGAGCUCCUUUAAUUGCUGAUAGUAUUGAUAAUCAAAUAAAAAAUUGGUUGCUAGGCAAAGGUCAACAAGUUCAAGACAGGAAUCCUCGUUUCGUAGCUUUUAUGGACUUCUUCUGUGCAUUGCCUUGCUACAUCGAGUGGUAUGGAGGCGAACAGGAAAACGACGCCGAAGGAGUCCUUUAUCUCAUCAUCGGAGACUUGCCGCCACCAGAAGGUGAAAAACCAUGCCCUGGACGCCUCUGUGGUCUCGUGCUGGUUGGCUGUCAGUUUUCGGCGUAUGCUCUGUCACGUUUCAUUGAGGAACUGUGCAUCUGGGAUGAAGAUCUCUUCUUCGUAAAGGCUGGGCACCUCUUCGCCUGCGCUCAGGCGCCUACCGGUGUGGGAGAAGCCGCAGCAGCGGCUGCGACUGCCGCCUCAUCGACUGGACCUCUAAAUUCCUCUCUUAAAACAGGCAAUGGGGAUUUUCAUGGUGGAUCAACCGGGCGACCCCAGGACUACUUUGGAGGCACCAGUGUGUGCAGCACCUCUGCUUUUGUGCCGAUCGCUCACGAAGAGACGGUCGCAGAUCUGUCCGCGUAUCUGGCUUCAAAAGCCAGACUGCAUCUUGUCUGUCCGUCUGCACGCUUCCUGCACUUUAUAACAUGUACGCGCGAAGACUCUGUGGAUGACUAUACUGUUGAACAGCCUUCGGCCGCUGAUAAUCUCAUAAAACGGUAUGCGCGGGUGUCUGAAACGUGGCUAUCAUUUCUCACGAACGGAAAUGACUGUUUUAAUUACAUGCGGUUUUUAGAGUAG
Dibothriocephalus latus is the source of this 1497-nucleotide messenger RNA. Lineage: Eukaryota; Metazoa; Platyhelminthes; Cestoda; Diphyllobothriidea; Diphyllobothriidae. The record is from the annotation of a GenBank genome assembly.